AAGAACCUAUUAUAGGUCUAUGGUCAGCUGCUGCAGUCGCUGCACUCUGCCGCGCUAACAACAGAUCGAGUGCGUUCUUAUCACUCAUUCACUGGCCAAAACCUAUUACAAUAUUACGAUUGCGAAAACAAUAAUAAUAAACUAAGCGGUUGUUAUAAUAUUAUAAUAUUAUUCUGGUGUAUCCGUUCCAAAUAUUGUAAUUAUUAAUAUAAUAUUAUCACUGCGAACGGACGGUUUGCCAAAAACAAAUAUAUAAAUAAAUAAUAACAACGUCGUAUUCUUAUCGUUUCCACGAUCGUAUGCGUGUACCACCCCCCCGCCCGACCGACCUCGACGAAACCGUCGACGGUGGUUCGUACGAUAAUAAUAAUUGCCGUCGUCGUCAUUUUCGAAUCACUCUCGGCGACUUUUGUCCGCGUCGUCCGGCAGAUGUGUUGGUAUCUACGUACGUUUUAUUAGGACGCGCCGCCCAGAAGGACGUUUGUCGUCGACUCGUCGUCGAUGUCCGAACGCGGAAGCCGUAUUUUAUCGCUACUCGUAGAUAGCAGAGAAAGUUCGUUGUUCAUCGACCAAUUCGACCGAUAGGUACCUAAUAAAGCAUCGAUAUAAUAUAGUAGGUAUUAUGACUUGCGGGCCACCGCUCGGCGACCAAAGUUACCGACGGAUAUUCGGCUGGCCGUCGGUAUUCGUCGCCGCACCGGGCACAUUAAAUAAUAUAUCACACGUCGCAUGAAUAUCGCUUUUUUGUUGUUGUUGUUGUUGUUGUCAUUGCUAUAAUAUUAUAUUAUAAUUGCGAGACGCGUAUUUGGAUUUAAACCUUAUCAACUCAACACAUGUAUGGAUUGGAAGCAAAUAAUUCAAAAACAUAGUCGUAAGAUCUUGAAUAGAAUAAGUAUGGACUUGAUGUUGGAAGCUUAUUUGACACACGAAUCAAGUCUUAUGGAUUUAGAAGAUAUACCACAAACAGUUGAUCCUGUAUGGAUACUAGGAAAAAAAUAUAGUACAAUUAUUGAUUUACAACAAAUUCGGAAUGAUAUUCAAUCCAGAUUAUGGUUUACUUAUCGGAAAGGUUUUGUUCAAAUUGGCAAUACAAAUUUCACCUCUGACAGAGGUUGGGGAUGUAUGUUACGAUGCGGACAGAUGGUUAUUGGGCAAGCUCUAAUUUUUUUACAUCUUGGAAGAGAUUGGCGCUGGGACCCAGAUAAGAGGGAUAUAGAUUACUUAAAAAUUCUAAGAAUGUUUGAAGACAAGCGAUCUGCACCCUAUUCAAUUCAUCAGAUAGCUCUUAUGGGCGUAUCUCAUGGUAAGCAAGUUGGCGAGUGGUUUGGUCCAAACACAAUAGCUCAAGUAUUAAAAAAAUUAGCCACUAUGGAUGAAUUGAGCUCUCUUGUUUUUCAUGUAGCAUUAGACAACACACUAGUCAUUAAUGAAGUCAAAAAAUUAUGUACUGUGAUGGAACAAACUAACUCUAGUAAACAAAUUUGGAAACCUUUGGUACUAGUGAUUCCACUACGAUUAGGAAUAAGUGCAAUUAACCCUGCUUAUGUUCAAGGUGUUAAAAUGUGUUUCACUUUCCCACAAUCAUUGGGUGUGAUUGGUGGAAGACCUAACCACGCUCUAUAUUUUAUAGGUUUCGUAGGCAAUGAUGUAAUAUUUUUGGAUCCACACACAACACAGCAAAUAGGAAUGCUGCCGAACAAAGAUAUAGAAACCGAACAUAAAAUUGAUCAUUCGUAUCACUGUCAACAAAUUAACAGACUACCAAUCCUCAACAUGGACCCAUCACUUGCCGCCUGUUUCAUGUGCCAGACUGAAAACGAUUUUAAUGCACUGUGUCAUGAGCUAAAAGUACAUUUGGUGCAGUCUGAUCAAUCGCCAUCUCAACCACUAAUCACUAUAUGUGAUGAACGGCCAUCCGAUUGGACAUUAGACACUUCUGGAACUCUGUCCACGUCGUCUGAAAAUGUUGCUGUGUCAUUAUCGGACUUGGAACUGAGUGACAAAAAAUUUCUAACUGAUUCAGACGAUGAUUUUGAACUAUUGUGAUAUAUAUGAACUAAAAGGAUUCUUCAUAAUUCUCAACAUUCGUAUUUAUAUAUGGCAUACAUACAUUUAUGCAUAAAAAUAAUAUAUAAAAUAAAAUGAUUUAUACACUUUUGAAGAGAUAAUGUUUAGUACUAUUCCUGAUUGGUGCCACAGUGAAUAUGUUUUGAUUGCCCUUCCAAUUAAUGUUUUAUUAUUAUUAUUAUUAUUAUUAUUUUAUUAUCAUUAUCAUAAUCAUAAUUAUUAUUAAUUUAUUAUUAGUUUCAGUUAUGUUUUAUGUUAUAAUAUAUCAUUUUUGUUUAAAUAUUUAUGUUGUUACAACACACGAAUUUGUAAAAAGUGAAAUAUAAUUUACUAAUCAAUUACCUAUCAAACUCAUUAAAACAUCAACACUGGCAAAUCUUUAUUUAACGAUAUUUAAAUGAUCGAUUAUCAUUGAUUUUGUUGUUUAAUUUUCAUAUGAUUUAUAUAGGAAACUAUUUCAGCUUUAAAGUUCUUAAUGUUAAACUAGUCUGUUAUAUUAAAUUUCUCAUAUAUAUGUAUACUUAACUAUACAAAAGAAAACGAAACAAAUUGUUUCCUAUACACAUUAAGUAUGGUAAACUUAUUAUUUUGUCCCAAAUAACCUAAUUUUAUUAUAUUUAUGUUAUAUGUUUGGUUAGUAUACGAUCAAUCAUUGUUUAACUUGGCUGCUGUAUAGCAAUAAAUAAUUGCAAUAAAAUAUGUUAAUAACAAUUGUUGAAUUGUGUAAUACAAAUAAAUAAUUUUUAACUUGUAAAUGUAUAUGAAAAGAAACCAAAUUAAAAUAAAUAUAUUUUAUUUA
Messenger RNA from Metopolophium dirhodum (rose-grain aphid), 2866 nucleotides. Its product is annotated as cysteine protease ATG4B-like. The record is from RefSeq and is a predicted model, not a curated record. Bases 838 to 2046 code for a protein of 402 amino acids. Lineage: Eukaryota; Metazoa; Arthropoda; Insecta; Hemiptera; Aphididae. Gene Ontology annotation, molecular function: protein-phosphatidylethanolamide deconjugating activity. The transcript has 10 exons.